Paraphaeosphaeria sporulosa is the source of this 2350-nucleotide messenger RNA. RefSeq lists its product as uncharacterized. The coding region runs from base 439 to 2319 and encodes 626 amino acids. The record is from RefSeq and is a predicted model, not a curated record. NCBI's taxonomy places the organism in Eukaryota, Fungi, Ascomycota, Dothideomycetes, Pleosporales, Didymosphaeriaceae. The transcript has 2 exons.
CCACCAAAGACGGCAGCCACGACGGCCAAUCGCAUCAGGCCGUUGGAGCACGCACCGCGGAAGCACCACCGGCAAACGCUUCGAUUCUGCGAAUCAAGAUUGCGAUGAUCCGGCUGAUGAUGGCUCGAUCUGCACCACCCACGCGCAAACAUGGCCCAUCACCGCGCCGCGGAAGCCCCAACGACCGGGUCGUUGCAACCUUCACCGGGGCAUGCUCCGGUCUGCUCUCGCGAUUGGGACAGUUGAGAGUUUACGGGACGGUUCCUGCAGGCUAUGACGACGCUGGCAUGGGGAGAGGCAAGGAUGCUGAGCUCUGGAAGCUGCGGGAGCUCGCAAAAGACGCUCUGGGUUCUCGAGGUACAAAAGGGCCCGAAGGCCGGGCAGCCCACCAGUUCUGCAAGCUGUUGAAUUUGUGCCUCUCGCCAGUCAACUGUCAAGAUGAAGCUUCAAUUGCUCGCAAGCUCGCUCGCCGUGGCUGCCGUCGGCGCAAGCUGGACGAAAAACAUCAACUACCGCUCGCCUUCGGAGCACCACCCUUCGCUGGGCAUUUCAAUCAACAAGGUUGUCAAGCGCAACGACUACAAGACCUCUUGGAACCCCUCUCAAUUGAAUUUUACCCAUGGAGUUGCUUCUGGUGAUCCCUACCCGGACAGCGUUAUCCUUUGGACCCGUGUUAGUCCUACGAGCGACAACGACAGGUCCAACGUUACCGUCUCGGGCUUCGUCCAGCUGUACGAUCACGAUAACGAAAAGUUUGUCCGCGUCUCGAAGGCACCAGUAUGCGUAGAAUACAAGGUUGCCAAGGACAAGCACCUCCAAGACGUUGUAGAUGGCGGCAAGGUCUACACAUCUUCCGAUGUCGACUACACGGUCAAGGUCGAAGCUAAGAACCUCGAGGCCUACACAAACUACUACUACCAGUUUAACGUGUGCAACUCCCACAACAAAAGCCCCAUCGGCAGGACUAAGACUACGCCCAAUGCCGACGAUGACGUGACCAAGGUUGGCAUAGCAAUCUACUCGUGCUCAAACUACCCCUUCGGUUUCUUCAAUGCCUACGGCAAUCCCGUGCGUAAGGACUCGGUUGAUUACGUUGUACAUCUUGGCGACUACAUCUACGAGUACAAGAAUGGCGAUUACGGCUGGGGCCAGAGCAUUGGCCGUGUGCCACAGCCGGACAAGGAGAUCUUCUCCCUUUACGACUACAGAAAGCGUCUCGCCACGUACCGCACCGACCUUGAUCUCGUUGCUAGCCAUCAACAGUUUCCUUGGAUCCCUGUCUGGGAUGACCAUGAGGUAGCUGAUAACGUGUACCGAGACGGCUCUUCCGAACUCAACAACACCGAGUCAUCCUUCGUCAAGGACGGUGGUGUUUCCGUUGACCAGCGCAAGAUGAACGCCGUUCGCGCUUACUUCGAGUGGAUGCCGAUCCGCCAGGUGGAAAUGGAUGACAACCUUCGUAUUUGGCGCAAUUUCAAGAUCGGAAAGCUGCUUGAUCUUGUUAUGCUAGACACGCGCAACUACGACCGUUCGAUUACCGACUUGUACUGGAAUACAGAUUACGUACAUGACAUCUCUAAUGAUGGAGGCCGCUCGCUCAUGGGUUCACGCCAGGAAAACUGGUUCUACUCGCAGCUCUCUGAGUCGGCGUCUCGGGGCGCAACGUGGCGUAUCAUCGGCUCUCAGAUAGUUUUCAGCCGCCUGAAUGAGUCUGCCGCCUAUGGCGACGCUAAUCCGCUCGACUACGAUGCCUGGGAUGGCUACAUGUCUAACAAGAACCGUACGUUGAGUCAUCUAUACAGCAACAACAUCGGUAACAACAUCUUCCUUGCUGGUGACAGCCACGCAUCGUGGGUCUCAGACCUCGUCUGGCUGGAUGAGAAGCCUUACAAUAAAGAGACUGGCGAGGGCUCCAUUGGCGUUGAGUUCGCAGGCACGGCUGUGACAUCUCCUUGCCCCUACGGCGCCAACAUCUCACUCGCUACAGCCAACAACUACUCCUCUAUUCUCCAGAACUCCAACGACGAACUUCAAUGGCAGGACUUGUACUACCGUGGAUACUACGAGCUACACAUUAGCGGCGAAGAAGUCGUAGCAAACUUUUUCGGUUUACCGACGGUCGUUGAGCGUAAUGGUUGGGAGAUCCCGAUCGCGAACUUCACGGUGAAGGCGGGCGCAAACAAGCUGCAGCGACCUGUCGGUGGAGGUGUGGUGGAAAGCGGAAGUCUGAAGGGUGGAAAGACUGUGCAGACCAAUGCUACGAUUGACACGAACAACGGGACGUGGUUUGUCAGUCAUGCGCCGUUAGAGGUGUUGUGAGCGUUGGUCUUUGGCGAUCAAGUCUGAGAGG